Messenger RNA from Melampsora larici-populina 98AG31, 1446 nucleotides. RefSeq lists its product as uncharacterized. The record is from RefSeq and is a predicted model, not a curated record. Bases 1 to 1446 code for a protein of 481 amino acids. The transcript is spliced from 6 exons. Lineage: Eukaryota; Fungi; Basidiomycota; Pucciniomycetes; Pucciniales; Melampsoraceae.
AUGCCCACUGGGUAUCAUAACAUAUCCUCGCGAUCUAUCUUUGCGAAAUACGAACAGACCCACAAUCUAUCCAAAGCCACUCGUUCAAAAACUAUGGGGACAACAACCCUCUUUACUUUCUUUAUCCUGGCUAGUUGCCUAUUGGGUUUGAUAGAAUGCCUUCCAGCGCCGAUGAUUGGUCCUGAAGUUGAAGCAUCAGGGAUGAAAGUUCUUGGCGAAGCAACCAAGCCAGAGAUAAAAGUGAUUGGCGAAGGAACGAAACCAAAUAUCAAAGUGAUGGACGUAGGUAAAAAGCCAGUGAUGCCACAACCUCCAAAGCCAUCUGAGAAGGAACUUUUAUCGCUCGAGGCUGAGGAAAAGGAUGUGUUACUUCCAAAGGUACCGUUCAAAAAUGACCUACGAGAUGCAAGCGACCCGAUGAAAGAAGGGCUUACAAAAGGGAAGCUUCCAAAGACUGAUGCAACACCACCAGUAGACUAUUUUGAAGUAUAUAGACCUCCGCUAAUAGAGCCACCAAAACAUGGAAGAUACCCAAUCGAAUACAAGGAUGAUAUGAUGAAAGCUACAGACUUUAAUCCGACAAAAGCACAAGGACAAUUUGUUUUCAACUAUCUUAUCAAGAAUCAAAUAGAAAACCAAAUCAAAGAAGUAGAUCAGAAAGAUAAACUUGUGUUACAAAGUUUGUUAUCGAAAACUUCAGAACUACAUGGGUUUGGAGAAAGAGAUAAUGAACUUACACUUUUUCAAAGUAUGAUGUCUAAAUCGAAAUCUUAUUUCAAAAGCUUUUCCCCUAACCCUACAAGUCUUAGUCUUAUGAAAGAUACAAUUCAAGAAUUUCAAAGAGUUGAUUAUAAAAUCUCUUUACGUGAAGAUCUUUGGAUGUUAAUAACCUUUCAUGCAUUUCAUUCAUCUGAAGCAGAAGAUCAUUUGAUUGGUUUAUAUCAAACUAAAGAAUUUAGAAAAGUUAUGAUUGAAUUUAUUUCUAAAUUGACUAAAUUUGAUACCAAAGAAAAUGGUCUGGCUUGGCCUAUACAUGAAGAAAUUUUGAAAAUUGAAAAUAAAGCGAUUUAUCAACUUAGAAAUACUCCUUCUUAUCAUAAUUUUAUGAGAUUUCAUAGUUACCUUUUGAAACGUUCACAUAAUGAACUUAUGGAGCUUCUCGAUAGAGAUGUCCUCAUAUCUCAACUCAAGAACCAUAACAUACACACUGAUGCGAGGCGAAUUCUCGAAGAUUUCCACCCCAAUUGGCAAGAAUCAGAAUCCAAUGAAGAAGAAGCGGCAAAGUUAGCGAUGAACCUCAAAGAAAAAGUAGAUAAGUUAGACCCGAAAGAGAACGAAGUGGAAUUACAAGGAGCUAUGAAUAUUUUAUUACAUCUUAGAGCGUUUGGAAGUGAUGAGCUUAAAACAAUGAUUGAAAACGCAUUCAAACCUACAAUAAAGACGUAA